This is a messenger RNA of Lucilia sericata (common green bottle fly), 1267 nucleotides long. Its product is annotated as antigen 5 like allergen Cul n 1-like. Lineage: Eukaryota; Metazoa; Arthropoda; Insecta; Diptera; Calliphoridae. The coding region runs from base 268 to 1086 and encodes 272 amino acids. The record is from RefSeq and is a predicted model, not a curated record. The transcript has 4 exons.
CUAUCAUUCGGUAUCGGUAAACGGUUGUCGGCGGUUAACAUUUGUUUUAAACUUCUUAGCCUUUCGAAAAAUAAAAAUUUUAAAUUAAUUUAAAUAAAUCGAAGAAUAAGAAAAAAAAGUUUAAAAAGAUUUGUUCAAUUCAUAUAAAAUAAAACGCUUGACAAAAAAUCCUAAGCCGAAAGUUUUUUUUAUUAUUAAUUAAAAACCACAAAAAUUUAAAUUUCAAAUUUAAAACAAAAAAAUUUUAUUUAAAACUUAACACACAAAAUGAACUUUCCAUUAAUACAACAAGUGUCAGUUAAACGGAAAAUGUUAAUUUUAUUAGUUUUAUUUGCGAACAUUUUGAAUUGUUUGUGUCAGCAGUAUUCGUGGUGUGAUCCUCAGUUGUGUGGCGGUUCAAAAACAGUUCGACACAUUGCCUGUCGGAAUAAUGGUAACUUUCAUCGUCGUUGCUAUCCCGAUGCCAGCGAUGUUGAUAUAUCAAAAUUCAAACAUGUUUUCGUCAAUGAACACAAUAAACGCAGAAAUUUAAUUGCAUCGGGUCAAUUACCCGGUUAUUAUCCAGCAGCUAGAAUGGCCACAAUGGUUUGGGAUGAUGAAUUACAAUAUUUAGCCGGUCUUAAUGUACGCACCUGUAAAUUGGAUCAUGAUGAUUGUAAUCACACCUACAGAUUCCACAAUACCGGACAAAAUUUAUGCGGCAUCUCCAGAUUGAAGUCACGCUACGUAAAUGUAACAAAUCUUAUAGAUGAAACCAUAACUUUAUGGUUUGACACCGAAUACGAUUUGAUUGAUAGUUCUUUUGUCGACUCCUUUAAGGUUACCAGGAAUUUUGAAGCUUAUGGUCAUUUUGCUGAAAUGAUUGUUGAUCGUAUUGCCCGCGUGGGCUGCGCCAUAAUGCGUUUUACCCGACCCGAUUACCCACACUUGUAUGUCUAUAAUGUGGUGUGCAACUACUCAUCGGUGUAUGCUCUGGGUGCUCCCCUUUAUAAAACUGGUUAUCCCGGUAGCGGUUGUAAGACUGGUAGAAAUCCACGUUUCCCGGCAUUGUGUUCAGAACGCGAAGAUUUUGAUCCUAAUUAUUGAGAUUUUAUAUUUAGUAUAAAAUGAAUAAUGUGUAUCUGUGAAUUUAUUACUUUUUUUUAAUGUUUAAGGAUUUUUUUGUUGAUUUAUACAACAAUUUAGUGUAAAUAGUUGUAAAAGUAAUUUAGAAUUAAGAAAAAACAAAACUGUAUAUGAUUUCGUAUAAAAAAAGAGAUUAAAAAAU